AUGAUGAAUCCUGAAGGAGCUGUGAAGGACAUGCGGGCUUUGCAGCGGGCUGUGGAGGUGGUGGGACGAGGGAGCGGGCACUUCGCCUUCUAUGCAGACCCUCAGCCCCGCUGCAUUUUGUCCGAAGCACCACCGGCUGACGCAAUGGCGCCGUCCGAAUUGAUGGUGAGGACUUGCGAAGAGAGCCACUUGGAGAACGGCCACAAGCGUGCCAUGAACCAUCUCACCUCGGCACCCCUUCGCGCUGUCGUUCCGGAGAACUGGGCAACAGUGUCUUGGGCACUUCUCUUCGAGUGGUAA
Effrenium voratum is the source of this 300-nucleotide messenger RNA. NCBI's taxonomy places the organism in Eukaryota, Dinophyceae, Suessiales, Symbiodiniaceae. The record is from the annotation of a GenBank genome assembly.